ACUUCCACUGAACAUUCGCUCGCUAUACUCCCGUUAUUCCGUUUACUCCCGUCAUGUUGCUGCUUAUUUUCGCAGGUCUUCUGGCAAUCUCCUCUGGCGAGGAGAUCGCUGCCAAAAAAUCGUCACCGGCCACCGCCGACGAUAUCGUCUUAUUAGAGUUCGAUAUCAAGGAUCCCGUCAAGAGAUCGCCGAUCUCGAGUGGCGGCGUUUACGGACCUCAAACCAGUCAAUUUGUCAUUCGACACGGCGAUGACUCUCAAGAGCUUUCGCCGGAAUACUUGGCCGUCUUGCGACAAUUUACCAAUACCGAACCGCAGGCGUACUCUCCGAGCAAUGCGCCUCAGCGCAGGCCGCUUCCGGGUUACGCCAAACAGCAACAGGAAUUGCAGCAGGCGUAUUACAAUUACCGUAAACCCGCUGUGGCACCGCCCAGACCGAGACCGCAGCAAAUACACCCGCAGGCGUACGCCCAGGAAAUAGUCGCGCCGAUUCAGGCGCGCGGCCAGUCCGGAGCGUCCACGUAUCAAGUGGAAUCCUACAGUUCUUCACCGAAACUGAACAACUUCGAGCAAGAGUUGUUGCAACUGGUGUCCGCCAAUCAAGCUCAGGAGUUCAAUUUGAUUCCGACAACACAGGCCAAGGGCUAUUCGCAGCCAAGUUACGUCAAACCGACGGCUGCUCCGCAGUUACCCGAACAGUACCACAUCGAGACCAGUCCACCCCCGCGCUAUCCGCCGCAGCAGCGAAUCGCGGCGACGUAUCAGUCGGUCGAGCAACCGGUCCAGGUUCAGUAUCAGACACCGCAGGCAGAUUACUCGCAAGCAAAGAACGUUCAACCCUUCAGACCGUCCCCGCAGUACGACAGUUACGUGGAUCCGGCACAGGCUCAUGCUGAUGUCGAAGCGAACGCGAGGGCACAGGCUCAGGCGGAGGCGCAGGCUCUGGCCUUCCAGAAGAUCGCCCAGGAGUCGUAUCAGAAGCACCACAACGCAGCUCUGGAGCAGAUUAGAAUUGAUCACGAGCGAUACAGACAGCAGAGCGCUCUGGAACAAAUUCAGCAGGGGGAAACCGUGAGCCAGGCCGGACAGGCGCAUAACGAGGGUCGGCUGGAGCCGAAAGAUCCGGAGGCCGCUUACAGAGCGAAGUUGAAGGCGCAAGCGGCCGCCGAGGCCGCCGAGGCCAGAAGAAUCCAGGCGGAGGCCGAGCAAAAGGCUCACGCCGAAGCUAUACGUCAGGUCGAGGCUCAACAGCAAGCCCAUGUGAGAGCGCAGGAGAAGGCUCAUCACGACGCUCUGAACUUCGAGAGGAAUCAGCUGCGCGCUCAAGCUCAGGCUCAGGCGCUCGCGCAGGCGCAGGCCGAGGCUCUGUACAAGGUGUAUCAGCAGUCGCGCGCCAAGGCCAACAGCGAGAUCCUGGCGGUUGCCAGAGCUCAAGCUGAAGCCAAGAAAGCGAAUCCUGACGGCACCCCAGUCAUUCAGUACCUCCUGCCCAACAAUCCUAAGCUCCCGCCACCCAACAGUUACUUCACCAACGACGACGUGAACAAAUAUCAGGCUUCCGGUUCCACGUACGCUCCCCGAACUGUGACCAAGCCGGACGAAUCCGAUGAUUCGCAGGAACAAGCUUACAUUCAGCCAGUUAUCACUCAACCGCGUCAAGCGCACAAGCUGAAAGCGCGGCCGACCGAAUCUUCUGUGUACGUCACUCAAUCGGGUCUCCUGAAGAAGUCUCCUGUCAAAUCCAUCACCAUCGAAGAGGUCAUCGAGCAAGAUCAGUUGAACGUUCCUCAGGUUGUGCGAAUUCCCUCGCCUAAGCAUCAACAGACUCUGACGCAGGAAGAGCUGUCCGCUCUGAUCAACGCCGGUUACAGCGUCACGCCGAUAUCGCAACCGGUUAAACCGACCCAGCCGACUUACGUGCCGGAGAACACUUCCGCCGAUUAUCAAUUGGCAAAGAAGCAACGACCGGUUUUCAGACCGGAAUACAUCGCGUACGAGAAGACCGUUCAGCGGCCGCAAAAACCCAUCAGGAAGAAUGUCUCUGUUCCGAAACAGGACGGCGCCAGCGCGAGCGAGAAAGUCACUUUUCUGGUGCCUCUGGAACCCAGUUUCGGCACAAGACAACCAUCGGUCAGGACUAGCGAGUAAUUAGGCGCUUUUAUUGUCGUCGGGAAAAAUUAAUGACGAAAUUAGAAAGUUGAACGUCGGAUUUUCUUUUUCGAAGCUUAUUUUUCUCUUGCAGUAAGUGUCAUAUAAUUUUCUUUUCCGAUUAAAACUCGUAAAUAAUAUGCGAUAAAAAAAAAAGUUUAAAAUAAAUGAAGUUACUUUUG
Messenger RNA from Pseudomyrmex gracilis, 2329 nucleotides. RefSeq lists its product as uncharacterized. Lineage: Eukaryota; Metazoa; Arthropoda; Insecta; Hymenoptera; Formicidae. The transcript is spliced from 3 exons. The coding region runs from base 54 to 2147 and encodes 697 amino acids. The record is from RefSeq and is a predicted model, not a curated record.